Molecule: messenger RNA, 2121 nt
Organism: Exophiala bonariae
Lineage: Eukaryota; Fungi; Ascomycota; Eurotiomycetes; Chaetothyriales; Herpotrichiellaceae
Exons: 3
Coding region: 1-2121 (706 amino acids)
Source: RefSeq, a predicted model, not a curated record
AUGAGUGAGCUGUCGGAAGAAGUGUUCGUGAGACUUAUGCCGGCUCAGGAUCAUGUGGAUGUUGAUAUGAUUGAUGCCCCUGCAGCAUUCAAUGGUAAUUCGAACCACGCUGCUCCGCUCCAAGCAUCAACCCAUAUGACAGAAUCAACGUUUGUAGAUCAAAGCGAGCCUUCUAUUGCUGUUAUUACACCACCAGUGGACACACCGUCCAAGUUCAUCAUCGCUGUGGAUUUUGGGACCACUUUCUCCAAGGUUGCAUUUGUCUGCGUUGAUCCUGAAAUGCGAACGCGACUGAUAGGGCCCGAUUCAAUCCACUGCAUCGAUCACUAUCCAGAUAUACCAAUUGGGAUAUCAGCGAACGCCUUCACCACCAAUACGUCCAUACCAACAGAGCUAUGGUAUCCUUUGCCAAAAGCCAGAGUCGGCCCAAGCAGUUUGCCAGAACCUAUCCCAGUUGAUGACGAUUCCGACAGUUCCCUUGAACGAGAAUGGGCAUCAUCGACGAAGGAGGACUCCGAAGUCAAAGACUUUCAACCAUCAACGACACAACCCACGAGAUUGGUCCGCCCAGCACAAGUCUGGGGUUACGCAGUUCAAAACAAGAUUGUGCAAAAUGAGGGAGAUUCUGUCGACUCCAGGCAUAUCACACGCUUCAAGUUAAUGCUGGAUGAGUCGGAUGUAACCCAAACCAUCCGACAGGCGAUCUUAAAUGAUGUGAAAACACUCAAAUCAGCGAAAAUCAUCACUCAGCCUGUUGAUCUCAUUACCGACUACCUUACACAACUAUUCCAGCACACAAAAUCACAACUGGAACAAUCUCACGCUCUUCGCGAAGACAGCUCUAUCGAGCUUGUGCUGUGUGUGCCUACUUUGUGGAGCGAAAAGGCAUGCCGUACGAUGCAGAUUGCGAUUGCCCGAGCUCUAGAGGCUUCUACACUGGCAAAAACGGAGCAGGGGAGCGUUGACAAUCUCUUUCUGGUGACCGAACCCGAAGCAGCAGCAGCUUUUGCCUUAUCCGGUAGUCGGUCUUUGACUCACAAGCGCGAUACGAUUCAAAUUCUUGACUGUGGAGGUGGCACGGUUGACGCUAUCACUUAUACUGUGACGCAGACCAAUCCAUUACGUUUACGGGAGGUUGUGCCUCCAAAAGGGGGCACCUUUGGAUCAAGUUUCCUGAAUGAGAGGCUGACAACCCUUCUAAGCACUCGAUUAUCAGGUGUUGAGUUACUGGGCAACAGUGGAUCGCUGGAUAGUAUUAUCAGAGCUGCGGUCGUGAACUGGGAGAACGGUAUCAAGCGAAAAAUAGAUGUUACAAAUAAGGAUCAGUACAUUGAUUCAAUACAGAUUUACGGGCUUAGGGCUGACCCAGCCCGGAGGUUCGCCAAAAAUCGGGUUUUGCUUGACAGGAAAGAACUCAAAGACAUAUUCAGGGAUUCUCUAAUGGGAAUUACGGAUAUCAUGCGAGGUCAACUUCGAGCAGCUGACGAUAAGGAGCUUACUGUUUCGAGAGUACUUCUCAUUGGUGGCUUCGGGCAAUCUCCUUCUCUUAAAUCACAUCUCGAGAAAGUCCUGUACAAAGAAAGGAACUAUCAGGACCUACCAAUCCAACUUGAAAGGCCAGAUUAUGUCGAUUCCGCCGUUGCGCGAGGCGCCGUUCUCAGAGCACUGCGUAAGGAGGAUGGACCUAUCAGGAUCACUAGAACGAGCUAUGGCGUCCUCCACAGUGAAUACUACAACAAGAGCGACCCGAAGCAUCAAGGCUUGAGAGGAACAAGAGAUCCUGCAGAUGGCCAACUUUACAUCAAGGACACUAUCAACUGGCUAAUCUUCAAGGUCACAGGACGACGUGUUGCCAGCAAGACACGAGAAAUGCGUGCCGAAGAAGCUGGGAGGAUCAUCGUGGACUUAACACCACUCAAGGCAGAGAACAAGAUCCAGCCCGAACGAUUCCAUGGUCCUGGCGAUAAGGUGUACGAGUUUUACGAGGUCGAGUUCGAUCUCUGGUUGAUUGUUGAAGGCCGAAAUCUGCGAUUUGAAGCCCGUUCCCCACAGGAGCCACAUUCUGUUGAAGCCUCUGCGCAAUUUUCCAUCGCUGCAGGUUUUGUCCCUGGCACGGUUUAG